AUGGGAAAUUGCAAAUCGUAUUCCGCGAACUUCAACGUUUAUAAAAGCAACACAAACGAACUGUAUGAAAAUUUAAUAUGCCACUUUGUGAAGCAGGAUAAGCUUAGCUUCUGCCAGAAGGCCUUCGUCAUAUACGAAUUCCUGAAGAGGAAGCCCGAAAGCAAAGAUGAGUGCGUGUACUAUAUCGCGCAGUGCGCCCACAGGAAGAAGGUGAAGAAUGCAUUGGUAUACCUAAGCGAAGAGCACAACAUAGAGAUCCUGAAUUUUCUAUUGAAGCUAUUCAAAAAAAUGAACAAUGAAUAUUAUAACAAUAGGAGUAAUUUUUACUUCAGUAGUUAUUACAAUUACUUCCUUCGAGACGAAUCCAAAUUUGCAAAUUUUUACGAACAAAUGAGUAUCAUACAGAGGAUAUAUAAUUUUGUGCGUCUAAAAUAUAUCCUUGAAAAUAUCUGUCUGCAUGUGUACUUUGAAGAUUUGGAUAACUCCAGUGAGUUUUACCAAGUGAAUGAGAAUAUUGUGAAAAAGAAUUUCCACGCCAGUGAAUUGGUGAAGGAGAAGUCAAUUGAGUUAUUUCACCUGAACAAGAAGCUACUCGGGAACUUAUCCACAGAAAGGAAGAAAAUGAUUUACAUGGUAAAGAGAAGUUUUAUAAACGUGGAAGAUUUCUGUAGAAACGAUUUAAGCUGCAACGCUUUUGAUGAUUUCAAAAUGGCCAAUGUUAUGUGUCUCUACAUUUUGAAUAACAAUUAUAAAAUUAAGUCAAUUCUGUACAACAUAUUUACCAUUUUGUUCUUCAUAAAUAAGUACGUUUCUCUGUACGGGCCAGAAAGGGGGGACGAUGGGGCAAAUAAAAAUCGCGAAAAUGAACAUGCGGGAGGAAAAAAACGCCUUGAUGAGAAGGAAAAAUACUCCUUUGCGCACAGAAACGUGUAUGCGACGUACUUGUUCGUCUGCUUAUGCCUCAGCUUUGAUAACAAAGUAGAGGAAGAUGCCAUCUUCAACGCGAACGUUAAUAUAAAUCAGAGGGAAGUAACCUUCGUGAAGUAUGUCAACGAGUUUCUAGACAUUUGCACGUACUCACAUAAGAAAAUAAAUAAGUUCUUUUCGCAAGAGAGUAAAGAAAAGAGAAGCUACCACUGCUCUGUUAGAGCUAUCAAAAAUGCGUACAUGAAUGAUAACCUUGUAAAUUCUCACUACAUAUGCCAGAGGAGGUACAUCAAAAGUGUCCUAAAUGUUGGGAAUAGUAACUACUUUAUAAAAAACAAUAUGAUGGUUUUUUGUUUCAUUUUGUUUGAAAGUUCGCGCGCGGCGCUCUCCCGCACGAGCAGCAAGAAGAGCAACCUGGAUCCCCAGGGCAACAAGUCGUUCUUCGAAAUGAAUAGCAGCUUGUUCCGGAGGGGGAGCCACGUGUAUGAGGAGAAGGUGACGCUGCGCAGGAAGCUCUGGCGGAAGGUGGUGAGGAGCAUAAAGUUCAGGCACGGCGGUAAGGGCGGCCACUACUACAGCGCGGGCGGCAGUGCGCGUGGCGAGCAGAACGGCAACGAUAACGAUAACGAUAACGAUAAUGAGCAGGAGAACGAGCAGGACAAUGAGCCCACUAGCGAGCACUAUAAGGAUCGCCAGAACGACGACAAGUCCGAGGCCAGAAGGACCCUCUCGCUCAACUCCGACUUGAAGAGAACCGACCACGUCGAGUUCGACCUGAACAACGUAGCCCUCUUUAGAGUCGAUCUGUACAGCCUCAAUUUGGAGGGCAAUGACAAAUCGGAGGAGAAGUUGCAUAAUUACGUAAAGCUGUACUCCAUCGAAAGGAGCAAUAACAACCACCGCUAUGUGAGUAAGAAAAUGGAAAGUCACGCGGACCACGAGUUGGUACAGACGAUGAAGGAGAACAUCGUGCACAUAAUUAGCGUUUUAAAAACCAUGAGGAAUAAAGAAAUAUGCUAUAUCUCUCCCGCCAGCUAUUACGACGAAUCGUAUGGUAAAAUGAAGAAGGAGAAGAAAACGUUCCCAAAUGGAAGUGACACACGAGUGGAAAGCAAUGACAAUUCUAAUCGGUCCAAAAGUACAGAUAAAACUUUUAAAAAGGAAAGGGGGGAAGAAACCAAUUUGAUGAGCAAAAAUUAUGUCCAUUUUGAAUCCCAAAAUUAUAUGAAUGAAGAAAAUAGCACUAAACAUUUGAAUGAGUCCGAGGAGGGGAAAAAGGGGCCCUUCGGUUUUACAACACAAAAUGAGUUGAAGAAACCGUUUUUCAUUGGCGUACAGGAUACCUUCGUUCCGUUCGAAAUGGACAAACUGAUUAUGAAGGGGACCAAUUUGAAUUGCGCGCGGGAGGAAGUGAUCAAAAGGGAGAAGAAGCUGUACGACCAGGUGGCUAGCCACGCAAGGGCCAUCACCAAGGGGUAUGAGCACAGCGGAAAGGGAGGCGGCGAGUCGAGUGGAGAAUUUUGCCAGAAAAAGGAGGAGGUACUACGUGAAGAUGGCAACUCAAAAGGGGGAAAACGCUCCCCUUGCGGAAAGGUGCAAAGCGGUAUGAUGAAAAAGAGAGAGGGGGAAAUUUUCCGCAUGCAGAAUGGGCAGUCCCAAAAGAGUACGAACUGUCCACAGUUUGGCAGCACGUGUGAGGAGGCAAAUUUGUUAACUUCGGAGGAGCUCACAAAUGGGAAAGGAGUGGAACGAACGUUUAAAGGGUACAGCUCUGCAGAUAAUGCCAAACAUGUUAAAGUGGCGUCCAACCGGUUGAGCCGCACCAUGAGGAGGGGCGACAGCGUAGAGGCAAGCAGGAAGAGCCCCCAAUGGGAUUUUUCGCCCCUCCACGAGGCCACGCGAAUGGACAUCGUUGCGAGGGAUGCGAACGGGGCGAACGAGGCGAAGUGCAACAACCGUGUAGACAAACAAAGGGGGGAGAAAAUUAAUAGGAAAAAAGAGCAGGUACAGAAGGAUGAAGCGGAAGAUGAGGAGGAGGACGACGAAGGACUUCAUUUGAGAAACCCCCCAAUUGACGUGCCAAACUAUGAGGAAGAAAUAUACCAAAGUGACACCCCUGACUGUUUUAAAAUAUUUGUGCAGCACAAACCGGUGGGGGAAAUGAGCCCCUUUGUCAAUCACCAAUAUGUAAACGUCCAUUUUGAUAUGUUUAAAAUACACGGGGGGGGAAAGAAGCUGCUCCUGAGUACGUAUGUGAGCACGGAAAAGGCGGUCCCCUACAAAAUUACGCUGAACAGGAAUGAGCGAUUUGAAUAUAUGAUGGAUUUGCUAUUUCUGCACUUAAAUUAUAAUAGACUUUACUUUGUAUACAUUCCCAAGAAAUAUAUAUGCGGCAACGGCUGCAGUGGAUCCAAGGGGGAAAAUAACCCGUUUCUAAAUUUCAUGUGCUGCAGUUGUGAUAUAGUGCUCGAAAAUUUACGUAUAACCCCUGGCGAAAGUUUGAGAAGUUCCCCUGUGGAUGCGCACAUGCCGGCGUACUUCGAAAGGACCCAUUUUGUGGAGCUCAUUUUGCUUCUCCUGGUUGACAUGGUAAAGACGUACAGCAAGAUAAAGAAGCUGCAGUGCCAUUUUGACAGCAAGUGUAAAGAAUUUAUAAAAAGUUUCUACCACUACUUUGUCGCAAAGGUAAAGAAAAGAAACAGCAUUUUUUGUAAAGAAAAAAAAACAAACAUUUUGGCAAUUACGAGCGAUUUGCUCAAAAAGACGAACGCAAAGAACUCAGAUCAGGAGAGUGUGCUGAGCAACGAUUUAAACCUUUCCUCUAUAAGGCGUCGCUCAGUUUUUAAUGAGAGAUACGCAACGGGGAAAGAGGGCAGUAAUGUGGAGGCCAAGUCUCAGAUGAUGAAUGUGUCUUCCACGCUCCAUUCGGAGCCCUGCACGAGUAACGCGAAUGCGGGGAAGAACGCCAUCAACGGAAAGGCUGACAAUGCAAGUGCCAGUGGGGGUAACAACUGUGGCAGCACCAUUUCUGAGGAGAGGGCAAGUGCACUGAACAGUUUGCACCUGCACAGAGUGAACGUAGAAAAAACGCUCGACGUAGGAUACAAAUAUAAAAAUAUAUACAUAAAAGUAAUAGACAUCAAGCUGUACGAGUACAUCUCGGAUUAUGUGAACUACAUAAGGGAAAACAACAGCUACUAUUACCUCAGCCCGUAUUUAUUUGUGUACAGAUUUAGGGGCCUCUGCUUCCUGUGCAUCCCCGUGUGCAACAACUUCUAUUUGAUUUUCCACCUGUUCUUUUUCCACUUGCUCAAUUGCUCCCAUUUUUUUAACUACAAAAUAAGCUUCAGCAGGGGUGCGAAUGAGGAGAAGGCCUCCAAAGGGAACUACAUCCAGCACAGUAGCAACAACUUCUUGUACAUUAAUAACAUUAUAAGGAUAUUAAACGUUCAUAAGAAUAACAAAGCGUAUAUGAAAUACUGCUCCCUGGUGAAGGAGCCACAGAAUAGUAGUACCAUUUGCCACUACUACAAAUGGAAGAAGAACAAAAUUAUUGUUGACAUUAGGAACUCUUUUUCGUCUCCGUAUUUUAUUCGCACGAAAAGUUUCAUCAGUUUUAUUGAAAGCACAAAUUUGCACAUCAAUUUGAAGAAGCUGUACCUGAACAAGGAUUACACGUUUUCUCUCAAACUGGACAAGAAGAAUAAACCCCCGAACGAAUGCUAUUCGAAUGCGAAUGAUAUCAUUUUUAUGUUUAACCAUUAUUUUAAUAUUUACACGUAUUUUUAUGAUGAGAAGAAGAAUAGCCCAAGUAAGGAGCUGUUUCACCACAGUAGGUAUAUUAUCAUUCCCUAUUUCAAAGAUGUGUACAUACGGCGCGAUAAUUUGCAUAUUUAUUUGAAGAUGCUGGAAGAUGAGCACACGACGGACACGUUCAGUGACAAAAUGUGCUUGGAUGAAGAGGAGAGGAGCAGCAGCGAAGUGUACGAUAAGGUGCAGGGCGACGAGAAAGACUUAAGCAAAGGAGAAGAGGAAAGGAAGGCAUAUAAAUACUCCUUCAUAUACAAUUUGUAUGAAAACUAUGGAGAUAUCUUCAUAAACUAUUUUUACCUCCUGUUGAAUAAACUCAUACUAGAAAUAGCGAACGAAAUAAAAGUAAAUAACUUUUUAAGCAUCCGAAACUUUCUACAAUUAUUAAACAAAUAUGAAGUAAAUUUUGACACCUUUUUCUGGGUACUCUAUGACAAUUAUGUAAAUAUUUACAAGAAAUAUUGUGCUCAUGCGGAAUUGGUGAAAUUUUUUAAUAACAAUAAUCGAAGUGAGACAUACGAUUUUGAUUAUUUAAAAAAAAUUAAAUACAAUUGUUGCAAUAAGAAGAAGUUUUACGUUAGAAGAAUUUUGCUAUUUUCAGUAUGUGUCUUGUUGGCCUUUAUUUGUAAACGCAUAUUAGAAUUCUUUGUGAUAAAUUUGAACUGCCCCUAUGAAAGUGUAUUCAGUGGCAUUUGCCUCUUCUUCUUUUCCAGCAGCAAGAAGAGGGAGCCAAAUGAUAAUUUACAUUUGAAUCUGCUCAAGUCGAUUUAUUUUAACUUAUUCUUGUCACUCAGCUUUGUCCUACAGUACAUUCCGCUAAACGUUCAGUAUUUAAAUUUGUUUAAAAUUAUAAGGAAGGUUAGAAAGUAUAAAAUAAUUCUGGCCUUUUGUUUAAACUAUAUAUGCGGAGUAAAUUUGCCCUUUUACAUCCUCUACGAGCUGCAGCAUAUGCCCCAGAGUUUGCUAAACGAGUUUUUUUCUCUCAACAGGGAAGACGCGUCGAAUUGUGCCUGCGGUCACGUUGAAUUGGGCAGCGCAAAAAGUGCAAACGAAUGUAAAGAUAAAAUCUGUUACGCGAAAAGGGAACACCUCGAGUGGGUGGAUGAACAUGGCGAUUGCAGCAUUCCCAACGAUGCGUUACCCUUGAGCAAAAACAAGAAGAUGAAUAAGAAAAUUUUAAAGCGCUAUCGUUACAAGGCUGAAAAGAAAAAAAACCGGAAUUUUUUGCAGCUCAUGAUUAAGAUGCACUUUAAUGCCGGUCCACGCACAUUUACAUUUCAUGAUUUCACCCAGGCGUCGGACAACAUCCUCACGUACUUCUCCAAUAGGAACAUGCACCAUUUGAAGCAAGGCAGGAGUGCCCAUGGCGAUUUGUUCGCCCUGAUCUAUUCUCACUUUGUUAACUUUCUCUUCUCCUUCUAUCAAAGGGGAAACUUCAGGUUAAGCGAACUUCAAAGUGGACCAAGUGGAAAUUAUUCGAAUGGCGAAAUGGGGGACACAGAAAUGGUGCCAACGAGUGAACUGUUAAAUGAUGUCACUAAAAAGGUGUCAGCCUUUUGUGAAAAUUCAAGCGAGUAUAUAAAAGAUGCAACCGUGGCGCUACCCCGUUGUAGCAUGUUCAGCCUGCGUGCCGAUUUCCCAUAUUUUGGGGUGCAUCAACUAAUGGAGGAAAACAUUUUCCACGUUCUUCUGAACAUAACCGAAACGCAUUAUUCUCACCUGCUAAUCAUUCUGCCGAUAUUUACGAAAGAGAACUUUAACCUGCUCACGCACGAUCUGAAAGUGUACCUAAUAAAUAUAUUUUUUUACAUAUUCAUUAGAACGGACAAGUAUAAAAUUUGCGACAUGAGUAAUAAAAAAAGACAGUUCGCCAAAGCGGGUAAGAGUGGUCCUAUGAAACAGAAGCAAAAUAACACCUUCCGGGUCAGCCGCACGAACGAUAUGUCAGGCGAAACAACCGCAAAGGAUUUCUUCCUCAACAACGCACUGGACUAUUCGACGAGGAACUACCUCGAAAUAAUAAGAACAGAAGGGAGGUACGCCCCAAGUGAUAACCCUAAUAUAGAUGAGUACGAAUAUGGAUGCAGACACGAAGCCGAAACGGGGAAUGAAGAAACAGAGUACGAAACUGAAAAUAAAAGGGAGACAGAAAAUGAAGCAGAAACGCAAACCGAAACGGAUACCGACCUGGAGGGGGUGAACAAAAAUGCAAAGGAACAUGCAGUCUUUCAAAGGGAAGGAGGUUCGGUUGGCAAUAUGAAGGAAAGGGUCAAAAUGAUUCUGCUAGAUAAUGACUACAAUGUGUACUUGAUACAAUUUUUCUUUAAAAUUGUUUUGAGGAUAAUUCCAUUUUUUAAGCAGAAGAGGAAGAAUAAACACCCAAGCUCCGCAAAAUCGACAAUUAUUUACAACGUUAAGAUAAUACUAAAUUUGUUUAGAUCCUUUCAGAACGUCAUUUUAUCCAUGAAAAACAAUUUUUAUGUAUUUAUUUACUACUUUUUCAUAAAGGGUUAUAUAUCACUGAUUUUGCUGAACACGCAUAGAGCGCUGAAAUGUUUUAAGAAAGUUUUUGUCCUCGUAGUGUUCUUUUUUGGAAACCCCAUAAACUCCCUAAACAGCCACCCAUUUUUAGUAUACGUUACGUACAUUUUGUAUGUGCUAACAGUUUUGUCCAAGCUGAACGCGGUAAAUUUUCACGAACAGUCAACGCAAGAGGGAAACAAAAUUGUUGCAGAUGACACGCAUGAGAAGAGGCACCCGGGUCAGAGUGAUGGCAUAAACAAUGGGGAGCAGUCAGGUAGUCACCAGAGAGAGAAAAAAGAACCAGCGGAGCAGAACGAAGAAAGGGGGGAAAAAAGCAUCUCAUUGGGGGAAGACAGUGCUCCGCCCAGCAACCCAUGGCUGAAGCAAAAAUACGAAGUAUGGAUGUACCUGGAAAUCAUUCGCACCAUUAAGAGAAAUUACGUAAAAUUUAACAACAACAUAUAUUUAGUCCCUUUGAAUUAUUUAUUCAUUAACAUGAAAAAACUUUUUAAGAAAUAUUCGGACGAAGAGAAGAGGACUCACAAAAUUCACAAAACAGAUGAUAAGGAUGAAGUGGACAAGAAUUUAAAAAGAAAAAAGACAAGUGUACCGAAGAAAGAAAAACUGGAGGAUAACUCCCUAUUAAAAGAAAUCAACCUAAAUGAGAAAAUGGAAGAUAAGAGCUUGCUUAUAAACAUUAACAACAGCUUUGUGUCAUUAUACCCGACAGUUAAGAAUGUGAGGGUUCCGAAGGUCUACCUGAAGGGAGACAUUGAUAAGUCAUUCCCAUCGAGCGCAGAUUUUGCGAAAAGGACAAAUGUGUCUGAGCAGAAGGCGGGCUCUGAAGGGAAAAACAGGAAAAAAAAAGAAAUACACGAUGUUGCCGAGCCGAAGGAUGUGAAACGUGACCACAAGGGUGAGCAAAGAGAGGAAGCAAAAUCGCCGUCAAACGUGACACCACCCGUGGAAGAACCGCCAAAUGCAAGGCAAAAGAAGGAAAAGAAAAGUACACCCAUGAACGCGAGUGAUUUGCCAAGAGAUGGCCCCCCCCCGGAGAAGGAAGAAACCGUGAAGGACAAAUGCGCGAAAUUGAUUUACGCCCGCGUUGACAAAAAGGACACCAGCAAUCUGUUACUGUACAAUCUAAUCUAUAUCAACAAAAUGAACAGAAAGUUGAACAAGUGCAAAUUUGUUUCCUUUAAUUUUAAGUACGAGCAUUAUAAAAAAAUAAUAUCAGAUUAUAGCAAGUAUUACAAAAUAGUGUUAGAAACUUUUAAGAGGAAAUUGUGCGAAUGUUACUAUGCGUAUACCUUUGGAAAUAACGAAAAUGGAAGCCUUGCUAUUGGAACCCCAUCCUACCUAAAGUUGUCCCCAACUAUUGGUUCGAUGGGAUACGAUAAAAACAAGAAAAGCGUAAAAAGGGGCACAGAUUUUUGGUUUACCAACAAUUUGCAGCUAAUACCAAUUAAGGUAAAAAAAAUGUGCAUGAAUGAGGGUAUGAUUUCGAUAAUUGACAAGAAGCAUAACUUAUACAUUGGUGGCAAUAACACUUUUUUUGAAACUAGGAAUGAAUUAAAUUUUAAAGAGAAGAGUACGAAAUUAAAAAAUAACGAAAAAAGGAAACUAAAAAAUAAUCCAAUAGGCAGUAAUGAAAAAAUAGAAAUUGACAAAUUCUUUACAAAUUUAAGAUUAAAAAAGAUGAAAAAACAAGAAAAGAAUUUUCUCGACUAUAACAGUUCCUCAGGCGACAGUGACAUUUUACUGUUUGGAAAUUCAUCGGGACAUAAUGAAAUUACAAACUUCCUAAAGCCCAUGUUUCAUUGUGAGAAAUUAAUUGAUUGUUACAACAGUGUAGAUCAUAAAAAUAAGAGUCUGUGCAACUGUACUAUGUGUUGCGCGCCGUUAAACGUUAUAUCAGAUAACUUCAGCUCUUGCGAAAGUGACGUGUGCUCUUCGUUUGAUAGUGAAGAUAGCGACGUCACCUACAUUAAAGUUAACGAUGUUGAUGAAAUAAACAAAAAUAUGAAUAUAAACAUGCUCCUUAACAGUGAUACAGAUAAGUCCUUUUAUGUGAAAAAAAGAAAUUAUUAUUUAAAAAAAGUGUCCAUAGAUAAUUUUAACAUUUAUAACUCUAUACUGUACUCGUCGUCUUAUGCAAAUCAGUAUUUAGCGUAUGUUCUGCCCGACCAGAAAAGUUCCACGAAAUUAGUGAAAAGAUUUUUUAGACAAAUUUCUAAUGAAUACUAUGGCGAAAGGGCUACCAAUAGCUUAAAAUAUGAUCCCAACGAAACUGUAGAGAGAGAAAAAAGGAAUUAUGAUGAUUACAAAUAUUCAAAAAAGUACAUAAAAGGACAGAAAAAAAAAAACGCUAGAGGAAACUGUAAAAAAAAUGCAGCGUCAACCAAGGGGAAAAGUGAAACCAUAUUGCUAGAUAGCAAUCUUAAUAACAACAAAUUCAUUUAUAAUUUUAUUCAUGAUAUAAAAAGUAGAGUAAAAUUUACUGAUAUUUACAAUGGUGCAGAUUUUGUCAUUUCUAUAAACAAUUUUGGUCAUGUGUAUUCAUGGGGAAACAAUAAAUAUGGAUGUUUAGGGACUGGUGAUAAGAUCAAUAGAUACGCGCCUACGUUAAUUAACCCUGGGCAUUUUUUUUUGUAUGAUUUUGAAAAGCUACAGAUACACACGAAUUAUAAGACAGAAAUAAAAAUAAAGGGGUCAGAAAAGAUAAAUAGCAGGUGCUGUGAAAAUAUUUUGUACAAUUCGUUAAUCCUAGAAACAAUAAAAAAGAAUAUUUACAAUAAAAAUAAAAGUGCGCAAAGUGCUUUAAAGGAGAGCUCUGUAAAAUGUAAUGACAGUGAUGGAAAGUUAGGCAAUUCAAGCAAUUUACUAAAUGGAAAUAAAUACAAAGAUGAAGACUUUUUCACCCUAAAAACAAACAACAUUUACACUUCAGAAAAUAUGUUUAAUUUUGAAAAUUUAGAAGUUAAAAAUGUAGUGAUAAGCGUACACAAAAUAUACGUCCCCAUUAGUUCUAUAUUUUGUGGAAAUAACCAUGUCUGCGCAUAUUCAAAUGGAUCUAUAUUUAUGUGGGGAGAACAGAAGCUAGGUCAAACGUCCGUUCCUUUCGAAAACAUCUACUUUGAUAGCUUUAACAAGUCGGAAUUUUCAGACAGUGACUCAAAUAAUAACUAUAAGAAAAAAAAAAAUGAAAAAAAGGAAAAUGACAAAAAUAAAAUGUCAGAACUUUUGUCUUCUUCCGUAUCCUCAUCGACCACGGAAAGUUACUACUUUAAUAUGAUAGACAAGAAGAAAAUAGAAAAUAUAAAAAAUAAGUUUAACAAGGGUAAACUUUCGUUUUGCAAAAAAAAAUUCAGUUUUAACGUUGAAAAUCCCAUUCAAAAUAGUUUUAACAUCACAAAUAAUGAGAUACUGCUCAACGACAGAAAAUUGAAAAUACACUCCAAUUUAAACUCCAUGAAUAAUAUAAAAAGGAAAAAAAUUAACAACAAUUUAGUUCUCGUUCCAAUUCAAGUCUGCAUAUUUAAUUUAUCAUAUAGAGUUAAAAAAAAUGAAAAUAAUGCGAAUAAUAAAAUAACCAGUAUCGAAUCGAUCGAGGCUAAGGACAAGUGCAGUGUACAAAAUUUAAUAAACCUACAUUGCAAUUUACAUGACCUGGAAAAUGAUGAUGGCAAUGAUAAUAACAGAAACGUUAAUAAGAGCUCGCAAAAAAAAGCAGAACCACAAAACGGCAAUAUAAAAAGAAAAAACAGCUAUAUUAGGAUAUUUGAUUAUCUGGAAACUUUUAUAAAAGCAGAAGUAGUAAACAUCUACAUGAGCCUUUUUAGAAAUGAUAUAAAUAUCUACACCAAUAUCCCGAAUAAUAUUAACAUAAAUCCUUAUAUUUAUGGAAUGAAGUUUUAUGAUUACAACUUUUACGAUGAAAAGUAUAUGAAUGUGCAGGACUACUAUAGUGAAACGCAUAACAGAAAAGAGUGUACACAUAACAGUAAUAAAAAAUUGAACGUUUCGAAUGAAAAUGAUUGCAAACAUGAGUAUGAUGAUUUACAUAAAAAAGGAAAUGAUGAAAAGGGCACUGAUAAAAAGGAUUAUGACAAUUCGCUAAAUUCACAAAAAAAAAUUGACAUUCUUAAUGUUGAUGAUCCAAAUAAAUUUGUAAAACUAAUGAAAGAAAACGAAACUAUUAAUCCACAGAUUUACGAAUAUAUCGAGAAAGAAGAAACUGUAUGUAUUAAUAUUAAACUAAUUAUCUUCUUAUUUUUAUUUGUAAAAAAAAAGUACAUGACGAUUUUCUUGAACAAUAUUUUAAUGGUAUCCAAUGUGUCAUGUGGGGAGGCAAAUACUGUAAUAACGUGCUUUAAAAAAAGCAUAUAUGAUAAAUAUUACCAAUAUAUAAUGAAAAACAUUACUUGCUCAGACAAUUACAAGCAUAUGGAAAGCGAGAAAAUGAAGUCAAAAAUGAGUUCGAACUUUCCUGAAUGCUAUUUCAGCUCAGCAAGUGAAUUAAGCGAUUUCAUAUAUAGGAAUGACAUAUAUGACAUUAAAAAUUACACCAGCACAAUUGUAAAUUGGGGAGAUAAAUCAUUUGAUGAAUUUAAACUCAUGAAUUCAACCUAUUCGUGUUCCGACACAUCACGUUUAUAUCGUAUGAUAGAAGAAAUACUGGCACACUAUAUGUGCAUCUAUGUAUGUGGCAGGGAUACAAACAAUAACUUAUGCGUAAAUAACAUUAACCAAAGUGUGUACACCUUUACCCGAAUCACUAAUAACUUUUUUUACUACAAUUUUAAUAAUUUUUUAUUUCUGUACAAGUACAAUUAUUACCUAUAUUACAUACACAAAAAUAACGUUCAUAUAAAUCAUAAUAACGACACAACGCAUAUACAGAAUAAUCCCCUUACGACUUUUAAAAAUAGAUUUAAUACAUUUGCAAAUAAGGAAAAUAAUACAAAUAUAACAAAUUCGAAAGCUCAAGGUAUUUCUCCAAAUCAGUUUAUAAUAAUAAAAAAAAUUGUCUGUAGCAACAUUGUAACCUGUGUGCUUGACAUACAGAAUAACGUAUACAUGGCAGGGGACCUGAAGUACUAUUUUCCUAAUUAUUUUCAACACAUGGCCUAUGGAUCAUCACCUUUUAUUAAAAUUAAUUUGAAUAAUACAAAGACCAUAAAGAACAUAUCAAUUAAUGAAAAUAAUAUAUUUCUGAUUUAUGAUGACAAUUCUAUAAAAAUGUUAGGUUAUAAUGAUUACAUUGAUUUUUUCAAAUAUAACCACCCUGUAUUUUUUACUAAUAAGCAUAACCAGAAGCACCCUUACAAUAUGCUUACAAUACCAAAUUCCGAUUUUUUAGUAAAACAAGUAAGUGUUUGCGAUCUUUAA
Messenger RNA from Plasmodium vivax (malaria parasite P. vivax), 12651 nucleotides. RefSeq lists its product as hypothetical. Bases 1 to 12651 code for a protein of 4216 amino acids. The transcript is spliced from 2 exons. NCBI's taxonomy places the organism in Eukaryota, Apicomplexa, Aconoidasida, Haemosporida, Plasmodiidae. The record is from RefSeq and is a predicted model, not a curated record.